AUGCUUUACGAACUCAUUGGCGUAGUCCGCCCAGGCAACCUAGCCGAAGUCCGCGAGUCGGUUUCUUCCUCCCAUCUCACCCUCACCCCCUCUGACCCUCUCGCAGANAUCGCAAAAACAACCGGCAACAUCGUUCUCAACGCCGGCGGCGUCGUCCGCGGCAUCACAAACUGGGGCGUGUUUCACCUGCCCAAGCCCAUGAGAAAAAACACAGUCACCCACAACACAGGCCACUAUUUCGUUGUUCGCUUCGACAGCAGUGCAAGGACACAACACGCGGUGCGCAGAACGCUAGGUCUGGAUCCUAGAAUGUUGAGGUAUUCGGUGGUGAAGAUNGGGGGAACGUUGGAUGAGUUGAGGAGUGUGGUGGGAGAGGUGCAGUGGAGGGCUGAUGGUGAUUCGGUGCAGAAUUGA
This is a messenger RNA of Aureobasidium vineae, 414 nucleotides long. NCBI's taxonomy places the organism in Eukaryota, Fungi, Ascomycota, Dothideomycetes, Dothideales, Saccotheciaceae. The record is from the annotation of a GenBank genome assembly.